AUGACCGACGCGGACUUGGGAAAUCUUUCCUUGCUUGAGAGGAUCAGCCUCUUGGAAGAGCGCGUGACCGCGCUCCAACAAAAGGUAGCGGCGGGUGCGGCUGCCGCGGCACGCGAGUUCGAGGCUUGCGCUGCUCACAAGUGCCUGGCUGCGCGUUUCGAUUCGCAAAACGAUCGAAAUAUGAGCCUUUCUCUAGAGGAGCAAAUUCAUCAUCGAGACAGUAUGCAGAUCUUGGACGCGCUACAGCAACAGUCCCAGGUGAUCUCCCUGGCUAGUAUGGUGGCGAACCCGACGCCACUUGGUCUGUUUGCCUUUGGAGUGACGACGCUGCUAGCCGGUGCUGAUCUGUACGGUGCGACUGCUAAAAACACUUUUUCUGUGGCGCUCAUUAUUGGGGGUUUGGCACAAAUUCUCGCGGGUAUGUGGUGUUUCCGGCGGAACAAUACGUUCGGCGCAACGGCUUUUUCCCUGUUCGGAUCAUACUGGGGUGCGCGUGGCGUGCAGCUGUUAGUGGAGCUGCUCCAUCCGGGACUUUUCCCGUCCGCUGAUCGCGCGGGAACCUGUAUUUUUUAUGUGAUAUUUUGCAUCCUGACCUUGAUUCUAUUAGUUCAAGCACUGCGAAUGAAUUACGCCUUGAGCGCGACGGUAUUCUUUGUCGCCCUCGUGUACAUUUUCCUAGCAAUUACUGCAUACGUGGAGGGCGUCAAGUACGUUGCAGCGACUUGUGCGAUCAUCGCCGGAUCGCUCGCUUUCUACGUGGGUCUAGCAGACUUUACCAACGAAAUAUAUGAGAAACCGCUGAUUCCUUUGUUUCCACAUCCGCGACACGCUCGCGACUACGAAGAAGGCAAGCGGUACGUACCUCGGCCGCAUGCUCAUAAGAGCGCCGUCGAUAUCCCGCCUGUUUGA
Messenger RNA from Cyanidioschyzon merolae strain 10D, 909 nucleotides. RefSeq lists its product with no specific name. The record is from RefSeq and is a predicted model, not a curated record. The transcript has a single exon. Gene Ontology annotation, biological process: acetate transmembrane transport; succinate transmembrane transport. Lineage: Eukaryota; Rhodophyta; Bangiophyceae; Cyanidiales; Cyanidiaceae. Gene Ontology annotation, molecular function: acetate:proton symporter activity. Bases 1 to 909 code for a protein of 302 amino acids. Gene Ontology annotation, cellular component: plasma membrane.